AUUGUAAAGCAAUUUGUAGUAUUUUAUUAACUGGAUUUAACUACAUACUAAUUAAUAGAAUUAAUACAAUAAGGAAAUAUAUUUUAAUCCUACUGGACUGGUAAUAUCUUCUGCGACUGGGAAUGUCCACAUCCAUUGUAUCUUACCCUGUACGAGAAAUAGUUAUUACAACACGACAAACACAAAACAUUUCUCUCACGGAAACGCCCGCCUGGCGACUAAGUCUCUGAUAUUCAUUCUCAUUGUCAUAUCCGUAUGCUAUUCUCCCACAAAUUUGGCGCAGAAAAAGAAAGGGUUUCCAACGUUUUUUAGGUAAUGGAGAGUUUCCUCAACACCAAAUGGAUAGCCACAACCGCCAGCAUAUGGAUCCAGUGUACCAGCGGUGCAUCCUACACCUUCGGCAUCUACUCUUCCAUCCUCAAAUCAUCCCAAUCCUACGACCAAUCAACUCUCGACACCGUUUCCGUCUUCAAAGACAUAGGCGCCAACGUUGGCAUCCUCUCUGGCCUCCUCUACUCCACCGCAACCACCACCCGCCGUUGCGGCCACCGUAGGGGCCCCUGGGUAGUCCAUGUGGCUGGGGCCAUCCAGUGCUUUAUUGGGUAUUUCCUCAUGUGGGCGUCCGUGGUUGGGUUGAUCAGCCGCCCGCCCGUGCCGUUGAUGUGCUUGUUCAUGCUGCUGGCCGCUCAUGCCCAAACGUUUUUUAAUACGGCGAACGUGGUUAGUGGCGUCGAAAAUUUUCAGGAUUUUAGUGGGACCAUUGUGGGGAUUAUGAAGGGGUUUCUUGGUUUGAGUGGAGCAAUUCUAAUUCAAGUUUAUGACACCUUAUGCGAGGGUGAUCCAACCACUUUCAUUUUGAUCCUUGCAAUCAUACCAACUGUGGUCUCCCUCUUGCUCACGCCUUGGGUAAAAAUCUACAGAACUAGCACAGUUGAUGACAAGAAGCACUUGAAUCGUUUCUCUACCAUUGCUUUGAUCGUUGCUGCUUAUCUAAUGGUCAUUAUAAUAUUGGAGAACAUCUUUACUUUAGCAUUAUGGGCGCGGGCCAUUACCUUCAUGAUUCUACUGCUUUUACUUGCUUCACCUGUUGGAAUAGCAACCAAAGCCCAUAGGGAUACUGCGAGACUACUACAUGCGCCUUCACCUGAAACAAGUCCUUUAAUGGAUGACCCUGAGCCAAUGCCAUCAACCAAAUAUUCUGAAGUUGAAGAUCCUGUGGAGUACCACAAGAUCCCUGGUGAAGCAAGCCAAGCAAAGGCGGCUUCUUCUUCUGGUGACAAUUUACUGGAGGAUGAAGAAGAAGAAGAAGAAGAAGAAGAAGACAUCAACCUCUUGCGAGCAAUGCUUACUGUGAACUUCUGGUUGUUGUUCAUUGCUAUGGUAUGUGGAAUGGGUUCAGGUCUAGCCACAAUAAACAACAUCAGUCAAAUAGGCGAAUCUCUUGGUUACACAACCACUGAGAGAAGUUCUUUGGUUGCUUUAUGGAGCAUAUGGAAUUUUCUUGGGCGAUUUGGAGCAGGGUUUGUGUCAGAUAUAUUCCUAAACAAAGGUUGGGCAAGGCCAUUGUUCAUUGUCAUUACUCUAGCAACAUUGACAUUUGGCCACUUGAUUGUUGCUUCUGGUUUCCCUGGAAAUUUGUAUAUAGGCUCAAUCUUGGUAGGCAUUUGUUAUGGUUCACAGUGGUCUUUGAUGCCUACCAUCACUUCUGAGAUCUUUGGUGUUAGGCACAUGGGUACCAUUUUCAACACCAUUGCCAUCGCUAGCCCUGUUGGAUCUUAUAUUUUCUCUGUGAGAAUCAUUGGGUAUCUUUAUGACAAGGUGGCAACUGGUGAAGAUAGCACUUGCUACGGCACUCGCUGUUUCAUGUUAUCAUUUUUCAUCAUGGCAUCGGUCGCUUUCUUGGGCUUCCUUAUUGCAUUUGUAUUGUUCAUCCGGACAAGGAGGUUUUAUAGUCGGCUUGUGCUUAGAAGAUUAAGGCGUUUGUCACGAUCAUGAGAAUCAGUCAGUAAAGCUUUGAAUGGAGAGGCAGGAGAAGAUUGGAGAUUCUCCCUUAAUUUCCUUCCGCUUGUGAUAUGUAUAUGAUUAAGUUGAUUAUUCUUUUGUCUGUUGGCAUUUUAUUAUGUGAUUCCUCUAUUUUUCU
Durio zibethinus is the source of this 2140-nucleotide messenger RNA. Its product is annotated as protein NUCLEAR FUSION DEFECTIVE 4-like. The record is from RefSeq and is a predicted model, not a curated record. Gene Ontology annotation, molecular function: transmembrane transporter activity. NCBI's taxonomy places the organism in Eukaryota, Viridiplantae, Streptophyta, Magnoliopsida, Malvales, Malvaceae. Gene Ontology annotation, cellular component: membrane.